CUCUCACCUACUCUUCCCUGGCCCUGGGCGCUGAGGCUAGCUAGCGUUUCUUCGGCCAGACUAUUUUCUGAGGUUCCGGAGGCGCUCCAGGCGGCUGGGCUCUGCAGGCGGCUAGCGGCAGUGGCUGGCCUACCAGGAGAGAUGUCAGCAUAUUUAUAGGAAUUGCCUGAAGCCAGAGUCAUGGUGGAUGUAGGAAAGUGGCCAAUCUUCACUCUGCUUUCACCUCAGGAAAUUGCAUCUAUUCGGAAAGCAUGUGUCUUUGGCACCUCAGCCAAUGAAGCAUUGUACGUUACCGACAGUGAUGAGGUCUUUGUAUUUGGACUGAACUACAGUAACUGUCUAGGAACUGGAGAUAACCAGAGUACACUUAUACCCAAAAAGCUAGAAGCUUUAUGUGGAAAGAAGAUUAAAAGCCUUAGUUAUGGCAGUGGACCACAUGUUCUUCUUAGCACUGAAGAUGGAGUUGUUUAUGCCUGGGGCCACAAUGGAUAUAGCCAGCUUGGGAAUGGGACAACCAACCAAGGCAUUGCUCCCAUCCAAGUCUGUACCAAUCUCUUGGUCAAGCAAGUGGUUGAAGUAGCUUGUGGCUCACAUCAUUCAGUGGCUCUGGCAGCUGAUGGAGAGGUAUUUGCUUGGGGCUAUAACAACUGUGGCCAGGUGGGAUCAGGAUCCACUGCAAAUCAACCAACUCCUCGAAAAGUUACAAACUGUUUACAUAUUAAGAGGGUAGUAGGCAUUGCCUGUGGUCAAACCUCAUCCAUGGCUGUUCUGGACAAUGGUGAGGUAUAUGGCUGGGGUUAUAAUGGCAAUGGUCAGCUUGGCUUGGGAAACAAUGUCAAUCAGCUGACCCCUGUGAGAGUAGCAGCUUUGCACAGCGUGUGUGUGAACCAGAUUGUCUGCGGCUAUGCACACACUCUAGCACUAACAGAUGAGGGCUUACUCUAUGCCUGGGGAGCUAAUACAUAUGGGCAGCUGGGAACUGGCAAUAAAAAUAACCUGCUAAGCCCAGCACACAUCAUGGUGGAAAAAGAAAGGGUAGUAGAAAUUGCAGCCUGCCACUCUGCCCACACAUCUGCCGCCAAAACCCAGGGUGGUCAUGUAUACAUGUGGGGCCAGUGCCGGGGCCAGUCAGUGAUCCUGCCUCAUCUCACCCACCUCUCCUGCACGGAUGAUGUGUUUGCCUGCUUUGCCACUCCUGCUGUCUCCUGGCGCCUCCUGUCUGUUGAACAUGAAGACUUUUUAACAGUUGCAGAGUCCCUGAAGAAAGAAUUUGACAGUCCAGAAACUGCCGAUCUAAAGUUUCGAAUUGAUGGGAAAUAUAUCCAUGUCCAUAAAGCUGUUUUGAAAAUCAGGUGUGAGCACUUUCGAUCCAUGUUCCAGUCUUAUUGGAAUGAGGAUAUGAAAGAAGUGAUAGAAAUAGACCAGUUUUCUUACCCAGUGUAUCGUGCCUUUCUCCAAUUCCUCUACACAGACACAGUUGACCUACCGCCUGAAGAUGCUAUAGGUACUUCAGCCACAUUGGGAGUGGCCAGAUCACAUGGUCAGAAAUGUAUCUCCUCUUCUUCUUAUGGCCUUUUGGAUUUGGCAACAUCUUACUGUGAAAACAGACUGAAAAAACUUUGUCAGCGUAUUAUCAAACGGGGAAUCUCUGUGGAGAAUGCCUUUUCGUUAUUCUCUGCUGCAGUCAGAUAUGAUGCAGAGGAUUUAGAAGAGUUCUGCUUUAAGUUUUGCAUCAAUCAUUUGACGGAAGUUACACAGACUGCAGCAUUUUGGCAAAUGGAUGGCCCUCUGCUAAAGGAAUUCAUUGCUAAAGCCAGUAAAUGUGGAGCCUUUAAGAACUGAAGCCAAGGCUGCUGUGUUUUGUGUGAGACCUUUGGGACAUUGGUGAUGGUGUGUCCUUUGUGUUCCACUGGCAAUAUAAUUCUGCAGGUAAAAAACCAUCAGGUUCUUUUUUUUAUAUCUGAAACACAGUUCUCUGUGCAGGAAUAUAUGAAGGAUGUAUGACUUUUCCUGAACCUACUUUAAACAAUUCUUGUUUCCAGAUACGUAUAUUUUAAAUGUGACUAUAGGUUUGACUGGAACUUUGUAAAGGCUGAAAGUUUAACUGAUUAUUUCUCUGUUUUUUAUUAGGGGAAUUUCUGAACUUGGAAAGGGGAAGUUUGUGACAAUUUUCCUGGCUCAUAUACCAACAACCCUUUUGACACUAGGAGUCAGGAUAGUUUGUGAAUUGUGAGUUAGACAUAAGAGGCCCCACCAUAAUUAAAGAUGCUAACACUGGGGCUUGUCAAAGUGUUGCAUUAGUUGCUAGUUCAACUGCCUUACUGUGAAGGAAUAGUUGACAUCUUUCGAGACUUUUAUUUCUGCAUUUGCACUAUUGAUGGACUUUUUCUUAAUGGUUUAUGAUAAUAUUCAGUUUAGUCUGAGAUAAAUCUAUUAAUAGUUAUGUAAAGAUAAAUUUCUAGAUUAGCCAAGAUUUCUCUUAAGACUUAAGCACAUAAAGAGUAGUAAUUUAAAACUGUCCAUAAAAAGUUGUUAAGAGAAACUUUGGACAAAGGUAAGUAUUUUAUAAAAUUAGAAUCUCCACUAUUAUUUAAUUAUGUUUUAUUAAAACUUGAGAACUCAAGUUUAAAUUGCCCCUCACACAUGCCUUUUCCUCUAUAAGUGCCAAUCAUAAGAGGAAAAAUGGCAUUCAAUAUAUCCUUGCCUCCCUAAUUGUGGCUGUUAGAUCAUCAGGUCUGCUAUGUCUGGACUUAAUGGGAUUUGUUUUUUAUAGGUAAGCAAAACCCCUCACUGAUUUGCUUAUUUGAAACUUUGCUAGCUUUAACUUUUGAUUUUCCUCUCCUUUUAAUUGUGUUAGGUCUAAUAUUUAGCACAACUGAACCUUGGAAAGUGAACAAAAUUAUGGUUUUUUGGUUGUUUGGGGGGGCCUGGUUGUGAAGUGUUAUUUGGUAGGUAAGAAUAUUUAACUCUUUUAUGUGUCUGCUGAGUUUGCUUUAUGAACAAAGCUUCAUCUGCCCUCUGGCCCACUCUCAUUUCCAUUAGUAGGAGCUCUCUUAGUAAAUUCCUUCCUGCUUAGAAGGUCCUCCCAUCUGAACUUGGAGCCUACAUACAUUUUCAGAGCAAAAUUAACAAGAAGGUGAAGAUAUGCAGCAAUUACUUUUAGUAGUUUUUUUAAGUGUGUAUGGUGGUGGCGGGUGGGAAGAGUGAGGGCCCAAAUAUAAGUAUUCAUUGAUAGGUAAAAUAUAUACAAACCUGAAGUCCCAGCCAGCUCUUUUCUUUGACCGUGUUGCAAGUGAUUAAAGCCCAGUCAUUAGUAUUAUUUCUGCACAAGAAUUUUUCAUACUGGUUGAUACACAGUAUUAGUUAUGAUGGAUACUGUUUGUAACAAUCACUGUUCUGUAGGCGUAUGAUCUGGACAAAACAUGAACUUCGGUAUGUUUACUAUUGCUCUUACUUGAAACAAGAAAUUUAUAAAAAGCACAAAUUAAAGUACUAGGUCCAUUUCCAUAUAUAGUUCAUUCAUUCAAUAAAUAUUUACUGAGUUCCUAAUAUAGGUGAAGAAGCACUUCUUAUAUUACUAAGUAAUUUGUAUGAAUGUGUAUGUAGUGAAGUAUUUCAAAAUUACUUGUCUUUUUUUUUCUUUAAAUAACUUAUUUUUUUUUUACUUGGUUUUGUUGUUAAUCCUAGAGGAGAUAAAAACUGUUCUUUGAAUUGCUUUUUUCAUUUGUUGUAAUAAUGAAAGCCAAAGUAUACAUAUUUCUUAAAAUAGCCCUAAAUGUACUCUUAAACUCCUUACUGGAACAAUGUUUGAUACUCUAAUGUAUAGGUUGUGUUUAUGGAAUAUUUAGAAUCACAUACUAAUAAAUCAAGUAAUCUGUUAAAACAGG
Phyllostomus hastatus (greater spear-nosed bat) is the source of this 3887-nucleotide messenger RNA. It is a transcript of the gene RCBTB1, whose product is annotated as RCC1 and BTB domain containing protein 1. The transcript has 12 exons. Gene Ontology annotation, molecular function: protein binding. The coding region runs from base 181 to 1842 and encodes 553 amino acids. The record is from RefSeq and is a predicted model, not a curated record. Lineage: Eukaryota; Metazoa; Chordata; Mammalia; Chiroptera; Phyllostomidae.